Molecule: messenger RNA, 1032 nt
Organism: Rhipicephalus sanguineus (brown dog tick)
Lineage: Eukaryota; Metazoa; Arthropoda; Arachnida; Ixodida; Ixodidae
Exons: 3
Coding region: 1-1032 (343 amino acids)
Source: RefSeq, a predicted model, not a curated record
AUGGCUGAAGACAAGAGCCCGGACCAGCAACGCCGUCAGUCAUCGUCGGUGGGUUCUCUGCCUGUUGGGCGCGCUAACGACCAGGGACGUCGGCAGGCGCACGCCGAGGACGCUCGCAACAAGGCGGCCUCUAGCUAUGCGCUGCCCUGCCCGCCGGACUCGAGGCGCCGGCUGUCCCGGGACGUGCUCUCCAAGUCACUCGGGGCACACGACUACCGCUAUGUGCAGCAGGCCUCUCCGGCGGUGGCCUCUGUUGCCACGGGACGCGCAAGCUAUGCGGCGCUAGGUCACUAUCCGCAGGUUGCCAGGGAGUACGUGGCCGGUCCGCAGCAUGCCAAGGGCUAUGGACCGCGCGACUACCAGGCGGGAGGCUACUAUGUGCCUGAGCACCCAUACGUCCCAGGCGUGGUUGCCUAUCCGGCCAUGGGCUCCUACGAUUGGAAGGCAAACGCAGGAUCUCAGCGCGGCACGGAGUUGGCCACCACACAGGACACCAAGGUUCGCCAGCCCGUGGCCACGCACGUGGGCAUGAUGCACCAGGCCGGGGACGUGGCCGGACCGGCCGCAACGGUGGCCGUCAAGCAGCAGGCAUCACCUGGCCAGAACGCCUCAACUGGAGAGGCUGCCGAGUCCGACUGGUCGCCCACUAAGGAGCUCAUGAAGGAGGAUUCGCGCUCUGCCGUUUACUAUGCUGGCACUGCCUCGGAGAGUUCAAGCGAGAACCAUGACAAGCCUGACGAGAGCAGCGGAAGCUCGAUCUCGACGGCUAGCACCAGCGGAUCCAGCGAGAGCUCGGCUGAGUCGGAGCCGCUUCAGCACUCUGUGCCAGUCGAUCAGGCAAUUAAGGCUCCACCGCCGCCUCAGGUUCUCCAGCAGAUGCAGAAAAUGCAGGAGAUGCAACAACUGCACCAGAUGCAACCGCAGCAGUUCCAUCAGCCACAGCCGGCGCGCCAGCAAGAUGACCGGCAGAAGCCUUCCCAACAGCAGGCUCCGCGGAUCAAGGAUCUCCGUGUCGACACAGCGGGUGAGUGA